Molecule: messenger RNA, 768 nt
Organism: Microplitis mediator
Lineage: Eukaryota; Metazoa; Arthropoda; Insecta; Hymenoptera; Braconidae
Product: protein FAM32A-like
Exons: 3
Coding region: 273-608 (111 amino acids)
Cellular component (GO): nucleolus
Source: RefSeq, a predicted model, not a curated record
UUCGACUUAUGAACCAACACAAAACAAACAUCGAGGUAUCACGUUCUGUUACGUAUUGGUUUUUUUUCAACAAAAAAAUAAUUUUAAUUAAUUAUCUAUCAGUAAAAUAUUUAUUAAUAUUAAAAGUAUAUGAAAAGAAACUUUCUAGAAGUUAACCGAAAAUUUAAAUUACUUUGUGAAUCGUGUGUGUCCAACGUUUAUUCACUCAAAAUUAACCUAAAAAAUUUGUAAUUGCAUUGUAGUUUGUUGUGAAUUUUUAUUAUUGAUCAAAUAUGUCAUCACCAGCAGAUGAUCCUUACGCACAUGUUGCUAAAGGUGCAUUAAAAUUGAAAAAUACCGAAGCCAUCAGUAAAAAAAAAUCCCGAAAACAAGAAAACAAAAAAUUAGUCGAAGUCGCUAAAAUAACAGACGAAGGGCAAACCAAACCCGUUGAAAUAAAAAGGACUAAAGCAGAAUUGGCAUUUUUGAAAAUGCAAGAAAAAAUGCAAACUGAAAGAAUAAAACAGAAGGCUUCGAAGACCCAUAAACAGCGAGUGGAAGAAUUCAACAGACACUUAGAUAGUUUGACAGAACAUUUCGAUAUACCUAAAGUCAGUUGGACUAAAUAGAUUAUUUCUAUUGUUAUCAUUGUAAUUAAUCAUUUAUUUUUUAAGAUAUAAUACGUAUAAAAACAAAUAUUAAAAUAAAUUUAAUUUAAUUUUGCAUUAAUAAUUGUAUUAAUUUUAAAAUCAUUUGUAAAAAAAUAAAACUAAUUAUAAUUUUAGUUUC